Choloepus didactylus (southern two-toed sloth) is the source of this 285-nucleotide messenger RNA. Its product is annotated as G1/S-specific cyclin-D3-like. Bases 1 to 285 code for a protein of 94 amino acids. The record is from RefSeq and is a predicted model, not a curated record. The transcript has 2 exons. NCBI's taxonomy places the organism in Eukaryota, Metazoa, Chordata, Mammalia, Pilosa, Megalonychidae.
AUGUACCAACCAUCCAUGAUCACAACGGGCAGCACUGGGGCUGCAGUGCAAGGCCUGGGUGCCUGCUCCAUAUCCAGCAACGGGCUUACGGAGCUGUUGGCAGAGAUCAUGGACACUGAAGUGGACUGCCUGCUCCAGGAGCAGAUUGAAGCUGUGCUCAGAGACAGCCUCAGAGAAGCUGCCCAGACCAGCCCCAGCCCAGUGCCCAAAGCCCACAGGGGCUCCAGCAGCCAGGGGCCAAGCCAAACCCUCACUCCCACAGAUAUCACAGCCAUCCAAUUGUAG